Molecule: messenger RNA, 6800 nt
Organism: Eublepharis macularius
Lineage: Eukaryota; Metazoa; Chordata; Lepidosauria; Squamata; Eublepharidae
Gene: COL5A3
Product: collagen type V alpha 3 chain
Exons: 67
Coding region: 42-5420 (1792 amino acids)
Molecular function (GO): extracellular matrix structural constituent
Source: RefSeq, a predicted model, not a curated record
AGUCCCCCUGCUGGAGCGCUGCAGCGAGCCGGGCGCCGAGGAUGGCCAAGCCCCGGGGACUCCGCGGCCACCUGAUCUGCCUCCUGGCCCUCCUGCUGCGCGGACUUCCCCGGGCCAGGGCAGAUGGCCUUGUGGACGUGCUCCAGGCAUUUGGCGUGCGGGAGGGCAAGAAUGGCGUCUCCAUGGCUGCCGGGAUCUGCACCCAGAGGAAUGGAUCUGAAGAAAGCGACCUGGCCUUCCGUCUGGAGAACCAGACCCACUUCAGCGUCCCCACCAGGCAGCUCUUUCCUGAUGGUCCUUUCCCAGUGGAUUUCUCAGUGCUAGCCACACUGCGAGCGCUCAGAGGUAGCCAGUCUUUUUUGUUUUCUGUGUAUGAUGUGCGGGGAGUACAGCAACUCGGGGUAGAGAUCGGACGUUCGCCUGUCUUCCUGUAUGAAGAUCAGCAUGGCCGCCCCGUGCCUGAAGACUAUCCUCAUUUUCGCAGAGUCAACUUGGCCGAUGGCAAGUGGCAUCGCAUAGCUCUGAGUGUGGAAAGGGGGAACGUGUCCCUGAGUGUUGAUUGCGAAGACCCUAUGACACUGCCCCUGGAGCGAGAUGCACACCCCGUCGUCAGCGUCGAAGGCAUCACCUUGCUUGGAGCGCGGCGGCUGGAUGAAGAUGUUUUCGAGGGGGAUCUUCAGCAACUGUUAAUUGUGCCGGAUCCAGCUGCCGCUGCCCACUACUGCCAACACUACAUGCCGGAUUGCAACAGGCCACUCACCUACGCGUUGCAUGCCCAAUAUCCUGAAGAGAAUGUUCCCCGCAGGAAGGGCAAGCGAGGGAAGGGCAAAGGAAAGGGCAAGGGCAAGAGAAGAGGGAAAGGCAAGAAGAAGAGGAACAAGGAAUCGUCCGAGAUGUCCUCAGUCCCUCCGGCCCCGAGCCAGUACGAGAUGCCAACAGAAGCCAUUCCCACAAGACCAGCUGCUCAUUUCUGGGAGGAGAGUCCUGAUGCAGGGCCUGAAGUUCUCACCCCAACCACUGUGACAGUCAACUUUAACUUCACUGGCAACUAUGAGGACCUUCUAGGAGAAGAGUACGUGAUCAGUGAGGACACAGACCUGGAUGGGAAUGACACGUAUAGGGCUUAUGAUGACAGGCUUGACUACAGAGCCAGGGACUAUGAAGACUACUAUGACCGAAGGGAAGAGGCUGAGGAAGAGAGAUUUGAUCCUGCCGAACGCAUCGAAGCCACUGUCCAGGUCGCCCAGGAAACCAAUCUGAAGGGACAGAAAGGGGAGCCAGGAGUCCUAGAUUCUGGCACUCGCUUUGUGGGGCCAGCCGGAUACCCAGGACCGGUGGGAGAGCCAGGCCCAGUGGGACAAGCAGGGCCUCCAGGAUUCCCAGGGGAUCCCGGUGAGCGGGGACCCCCGGGACUCCCAGGCCUUCCAGGAGCUGAUGGCAUCCGUGGACCUCCUGGGACAAUGAUUAUGUUACCGUUCCAGUUUCGUGGUGACUCUUCUAAAGGCCCUUCGGUUUCCUUUCAAGAAGCCCAGGCUCAGGCUAUUUUGCAGCAAGCCAAGCUGUCUAUGAAGGGGCCCCCUGGUGCUAUGGGCCUCACAGGCCGGCCAGGGCCAUUGGGUCUGCCAGGUAAUUCAGGAUUUAAAGGAGAUGCAGGUGAAGACGGACCACAGGGUUCCCCUGGGAUACUGGGGCCAGUUGGCCCCCCAGGGAAAACUGGCAAGCGGGGACGCUCAGGAGCGGAUGGUGCCAGAGGAUUGCCAGGGGAGACUGGACCAAAGGGUGACCGGGGCUUUGAUGGGCUCCCAGGACUUCCUGGCGAGAAGGGGAACAAAGGAGAAAUAGGGAAGCCAGGCCCACCGGGAGCGCCUGGGGAGGACGGAGCUAAGGGUUCAGAUGGUAUUCCUGGUGCCUCAGGACAGCCUGGAGAAGCUGGCUUGCGUGGUUUGCCUGGCCCACGAGGCUCCCCUGGCCCCCUGGGUCCGCCGGGCGCCAGCGGCAUUGAUGGGGCCAUUGGACCCAAAGGCAAUUUGGGCAUACAGGGAGAACCGGGUCCCCCAGGACAACAGGGAAACCCUGGGUCUCAGGGUCUCCCUGGUCCUCAAGGUCCGGUUGGGCUUCCAGGAAACAAGGGUCCACCUGGAAAACCAGGAAUUCCAGGACAGCCUGGUGUGGACGGACCCCCGGGUCAUCCAGGAAGAGAAGGGCCACCUGGAGAAAAAGGAGCCCAGGGUCCAUCCGGGGCAGCAGGACCAGUUGGCUAUCCAGGCCCCCGUGGAGUCAAGGGGGCUUUUGGAGUGAGGGGCCUGAAAGGAAGCAAAGGUGAGAAGGGAGAAGAUGGAUUCCCUGGCUUCAAGGGUGACAUGGGACCCAAGGGUGACCGGGGUGACGGUGGCCCACUGGGGUUACGAGGUGAGGAUGGACCGGAGGGGCUGAAAGGGCAAGCAGGUCCCUUGGGGGAAAUCGGUUCUUCUGGCCCACCUGGUGAGAAGGGGAAGUUGGGCGUGCCGGGCUUGCCAGGCCAUCCUGGCCGUCAGGGACCUAAGGGCUCGACUGGAUUUCCUGGACCUGUGGGCCUCAUUGGAGAGAAAGGCAAACGGGGCAAAGCGGGUCAGGCUGGACAGCCUGGACAACGUGGUCCCACGGGUCUCCCAGGCGAGCGUGGUUUGCCAGGACCCACAGGGAAACCAGGGCCAAAGGGUGAUACUGGCCAUGACGGGGCACCUGGAAUUGUAGGGGAAAAGGGACCUACUGGACCACAAGGCUCCCAUGGAUUUCCAGGACCCAAGGGACCACCUGGACCUGCCGGAAAAGAUGGCUUACCAGGACAUCCAGGGCAACGUGGAGAAGCGGGAUUUCAUGGCAAAACUGGCCCCCCGGGGCCUGCUGGGGUCGUGGGACCGCAGGGAAACUCUGGGGAAACCGGCCCUAUGGGAGAGAGAGGCCAUCCAGGCUCACCUGGCCCCCCUGGAGAACAAGGGCUACCUGGUGCUGCUGGAAGGGAAGGCGCUAAGGGUGAUCCUGGCCCCAGCGGCAACCCGGGCAAAAAUGGCCCGACCGGAAUGAAAGGCUUCACUGGGGCUCGAGGACCCGCUGGAGAGAUUGGGCCAACUGGACUGAAGGGAGCUGAAGGGCCACCCGGCCCUCCAGGCCCCACGGGUUCCCAUGGCGAACGAGGCCCCUCAGGAGCAGCUGGGGGCAUUGGGCUGCCAGGACGUGGGGGUAAUCCAGGACCUCAGGGCCCUGCAGGGGAGAAAGGGGCACCGGGUGAGCGAGGUCCGAUGGGCCCAGCUGGGCAUGAUGGAAUCCCAGGUCCGGUGGGACUCCUUGGGCCAGCCGGGCCACCAGGACUGGCUGGAGAAGAUGGUGACAAGGGAGAGAUGGGCGGCCCAGGACAGAAGGGAAGCAAAGGGGACAAGGGGGAAGCGGGUCCCCCAGGGCCGACUGGGAUCCAGGGACCCAUUGGGCAUCCAGGCCCUGCUGGAGUGGAUGGGGAAACCGGACGGCGAGGGCAGCAGGGUAUGUUUGGCCAGAAAGGAGAUGAGGGAGCCCGUGGAUUCCCAGGAACCAGUGGCCCACCUGGUUUACAGGGAAUGCCAGGCCCCCCGGGAGAGAAGGGUGAGAGCGGUGAUGUUGGCCCAAUGGGCCCACCAGGUGAUCCCGGACCUAGAGGCCCACAGGGUCCGAGUGGUGGAGAUGGCCCACCAGGGCAACCAGGUGGCAUAGGGCAGCCUGGUGCUGUUGGAGAGAAGGGUGAAGCAGGUGAAGCAGGCGACCCUGGACCUCCCGGAGAACCAGGACGACCGGGAGUAAAGGGCUAUGCCGGUGAAAAAGGAGAUUCCGGCCCAUCCGGGGCUGCGGGACCCCCUGGCAAGAAGGGACCCCCAGGAGAAGAUGGGUCCAAAGGGAAUCUGGGUCCGAUAGGCUUUCCUGGUGACCCAGGCCCAACUGGAGACCCUGGCCCUCCUGGUCUUGAUGGUUCUUCGGGUGAGAAAGGAGACCUGGGGGAUCCUGGACUUCCAGGACCCCCUGGAGCUUCUGGGGAGCCAGGUCCUCACGGAUCACCAGGGAAGAGGGGACCUCCUGGGCCAUUGGGCCGUGAAGGCCGACAGGGUGAGAAAGGGGCCAAGGGGGAACCUGGCACAGAAGGGCCCCCAGGGAAGAUGGGCCCCGUGGGUCCCCAGGGGCCUCCAGGCCGACUUGGCUCAGAAGGUCUACGUGGGAUUCCUGGCCCAGCAGGUGAACAAGGACUGUUGGGAGCACCAGGUCAGGCAGGUCCUCCGGGGCCCAUGGGUCCCACUGGACUCCCAGGCCUCAAAGGUGACCCUGGGUACAAGGGAGAGAAGGGCCAUGCCGGACUCAUUGGGUUGAUCGGCCCCCCAGGUGAGAUGGGUGAGAAAGGUGACCAGGGGCUGCCAGGGAACCAGGGAACACCAGGCCCUAAGGGCGAUCCCGGAAUUGUUGGACCCAUUGGCCCUCCAGGCCCGCCAGGAUCUCCCGGCCUCGCUGGAGAUCUUGGGCAGAAAGGCAAUAAAGGCUCUCCAGGACCUAUUGGACCACGAGGUGAUCCGGGACCUCCUGGACCACCAGGGGAACCAGGUCGUCCUGCUGAGCUCCGGGAUCCUCUGCCCCUGGAGAGCGGCCGUCCGAGUCGUCGUGACUGGGAGCUGGGAGAGCAGAGAGACGCGCCCAGCGAACUGGAUGCUGACCCUGAUGCCAAUGGCCUGGCGGAAGUCCUGGCAGUCCUGAGCUCCCUCCGCAAUGAGGUGGAACAAAUGCGGUGCCCUCUAGGUACCCCGGAGAGCCCAGCCCGGGUCUGCAAGGAGUUGCAGUUUUGCCAUCCUCACGUCACAGAUGGUGAAUACUGGAUUGACCCCAACCAAGGCUGCAGCCGUGAUGCCUUUCGGGUUUUCUGCAAUUUCACAGCUGGUGGGGAAACUUGCUUAUUCCCCGACAAGAAAGUUGAGGCUGUACGACUCGCCGCCUGGAGCAAAGAGCAGCCAGGAAGCUGGUUCAGCACCUUCAAGAGAGGCAAGAAGUUCUCCUACGUGGAUGCGGAUGGCAACCCAGUCCGGGUGACCCAGCUCACAUUUCUGCGCCUGCUCAGUGCCAUCGCCCACCAGAAUUUCACCCUUCUUUGUCAAAACAUGGUUGCCUGGUAUGAAGCCGACAGCGGGGGCCACUCUCGGGCCUUGCAUUUCCUUACCUACAGCGACACGGUGCUGAUGCACAACAGCACGGGUGCCCCCAUCCAUGCCUUGUAUGAUGGCUGCCAGGCACGCAAGGGCCAGGAGCGAACAGUCCUGCAGAUCGUAACACCUCGAGUGGAGCAGCUGCCAUUGACUGAUGUGGCUGUCCAGGAUUUUGGGGACACCAACCAGAAGUUUGGCUUUGAGCUUGGGCCUGUCUGCUUUGGUGGUUGAGCCCUUCAAACGUGGACAGCUCCCUUUAGAUGGUGGACUGCCCCUGGCGAAGGGAGAGCUAAAGAUCCCCCUCUUCCUGCAAUGGAGGAGAGGAGCUGGCCCCGCCGAGGCCCCGCCGAGACCUGCCGUUGCAUUUAACCAGAUGACAGCCUCCUAUUUAUGCGGCCAAGGUCCUGGGCCAAGACUCUUGGGGGGAGCAUCGCAGGGCCUAGACUGAGCCAUGGCCCUCCCGAUCUGCAGCCCCAACCAAUGGUGCUACGGUGAUGCCUUAGUGAAGCACUGGACUGACUGCCUGGAACUGGCCCAUCUGCAGGGAUGGUGCAAUGGAGACCGUUCCCCACACUUCUGACCUCCUCCAGUAAGGGUACACGGGCAUCCAGGUCUUGCCAGGUGCAUUUUGGGAACUCAGGACCAAUCUAUUGGCAAAGCCAACUACAAAUAGACACGGACAUAGGGAUCGGAUGUGGGAAAUGGCUGAAUGGAGCCAGCCACUAGAGAUGACUUGGAUUCUGAUUAAAGUGGUGCUCAAGGUUCAAGGUUUGACCACAAGGAACCCAGAACCUCCAUGUUGGCCCAGCUGAAUUCAGCUCAGUUGAAAAAUACCCGCUUUGGUAUGGCAUGAUGUCCACCUAGCAUUAUCCGAGUAGUACAGAUCCUUCUGAGACAUACUGGGAGCGGGGUGGAGAAAGUGUCAUCUCCACCAAGAGUUGCCCAGAUGCUCUGCUCAAAGUCUGUAUCCCCUUUCGACCAGAGUUCACGGUCGCCCGAUUCUGCCCUGUGCCCAGAGGUACUCAUGUAAAGUGGGGCAAACUCAGGGGAGCUGGGAAAGAGGAUCAGUCUUCCCUCCUCCGUGAAAAUCCCAGCGAUGAACCUAUAGUCACCACUAUGCAGUGACGAGGCUCUUGGAAGCACUGAUCUUCAAGCUCCUCAUCAUCUUUUAUCAUUCCGUCCAUCCUGGGCAGACCAUGGAGGAUUCUGGGUUCUUUUUUCCAGAUCUUGUUUCUCUGGUUUGGCACAUGUGCCUGUAAAAUAUGACUGGUGCUUCCAAUAUACCUGUCAUUUCAUAUCCUCUUUGGGGAAGAAAGAUAAUAAGGUGCAGGUUGGUUCCUGCCACUCUAAGAAUCUGUACAUCUUAGUGAGCCUCUUGUUGCUCAAAGUCCUGAGAGUGGAUACGGGACAAAAGCAUAUACCCUCUGUGUUGUCCCACUUUCAGCCCUUGACACUGACCUUUUUUCAAACUCAGUGGUGCUAAAUGCUAAUUUUUUCAAAAGAUUCCUCCUUGUAUCUCAGGCUGUGGGGCCAGUUAGGCAUGUGAUGUAUGUGUGCGUGCGCGCCCGUGUGUGUUACUGUUAUCAUCUAACAACCUGUAUUAAACCUCAG